Messenger RNA from Patiria miniata (bat star), 1616 nucleotides. It is a transcript of the gene otub1, whose product is annotated as ubiquitin thioesterase OTUB1-like. Gene Ontology annotation, cellular component: nucleus. The transcript is spliced from 7 exons. The record is from RefSeq and is a predicted model, not a curated record. The coding region runs from base 94 to 918 and encodes 274 amino acids. Gene Ontology annotation, molecular function: cysteine-type deubiquitinase activity; ubiquitin binding. Lineage: Eukaryota; Metazoa; Echinodermata; Asteroidea; Valvatida; Asterinidae. Gene Ontology annotation, biological process: protein K48-linked deubiquitination.
GCGCUGCGCUUGUAACUUGUUUUGUUGUGCAGUCCGUGCAUAGUGCAUGCUGAUCUGCUGGUCAUUGCUAUCUAGCUGAGUUUGUCAUCGAUCAUGGAAGAAAAUCAGAUACAGUCGGAUGCCCUGGGUGGUACUGACCAAGAAAUUGAAGAGCUUACGGGCAUGGCACGUGAUGAGGCGAUUAUUGCCCAACAAGAACGCAUUCAGAAUGAGAUCAAAGAGAAUAAUCCAUUGGUCAGUCAGACAUAUCCAAUCAAUGUCCUAUGCGAGGAGUACCUUGAUGACCCAGUCUAUAAAGCUAAGAUUGACGAUUUAUCAAUGCAAUACUCACACAUCAGGAAAACCCGAGGUGAUGGCAAUUGCUUCUUCAGGGCAUUUGGCUUUGCCUAUCUAGAGAGGCUACUCACUGAUAAAAAGGAACUCUCAAGGUUUAAAGCAGCUGCUGAGAUUAGUAAGGACCAACUAGUAUCCCUUGGUUUUCCCUCAUUUACCAUCACAGAUUUUCAUGAAACGUUUAUGGAGGUGAUUCAACAAGUUGAAAAACAACCUGUAUUAGAUGAGCUGGUUGAUACCUUCAGGGACCAAGGAAUCAGCGAUUACAUCGUGGUCUAUUUGAGGUUACUGACCUCAGGUCAACUACAGAAGGAGGCUGAAUUCUACAAGAAUUUCAUUGAAGGUGAAAGGACGGUCAAGGAGUUUUGUCGUCGGGAAGUAGAACCAAUGGCCAGAGAGAGUGAUCAUAUUCACAUUAUUGCGCUGACCUCUGCCCUGGGGGUCGGAGUUCGUGUUGUCUAUCUGGACCGAGGAGAUGGAGGCAAAGUCAUCCCGCAUGAUUUCCCAGAAGGCUGUUCACCACAGGUCAUUUUGCUGUACAGACCGGGUCACUAUGAUGUACUCUACCCACUUAAGGGUUCAUAGUGUCCUGUCCCUGGGGUCAGGGGUCACAGUUGGCACUUCUAAACCAGGCAAUUUGCUUAAUAUUGCUUUUUGUAACACAUGGACCAACCAGCCACAAUGCUUUACAAAUGGUGCAUUUUGACUAGUACAAUGUAGUCCUUUAAACAUCAGUCACUUCAAUGUGGCAAACAUUGACCAGGUUGGAAGAUUAUAUAUAUUUGAAGCAAUCUACAUCAAAAACUAAAUAAGGGGAGUUUCAGCCAUAAAACAAUACAAGUUAAAAAGCAGCUCUGCCCCCUCUGCCAAAAGCCAGAAGCAAAACAAAGCCGUUGGUAGCAUCUGCUACAAGCCCAUUAUGACGACAUUGAGGUACGGCUCUACAUUCAAACAACUGUUAUGUGCCAUAUUCGUACAUGCGCAUAGUGCAUGCAUUUCACACAUUUGAAUUGACGAUUCGGUCGUGAAUUGAAACAAUCUGGGCCUGUUGUCUGACAGCGCAUCUGGUUUUGUAGAUUUAACAAAGGUGAGAGGCACAGUUUUUUACAAAGAUGUUCUCCCUGGCAGAAUAAAGUAGCAUCCACGCAUCGUUUAUGUUUAGCGGCAAUUUAGCGCUGCGGAUAACCAAUACAGGCCAAGCAUCUAUGAUUUUUGGGAGAGAGCGAGAGCUGUACCAUGUGACAAGCAAACAGGCCUCUUCUGUUUGCUGCCCUCAUUGACAC